ACACGAGGCAAGCACUAUCAUCCCUACAGUCUCCCAUCACAGAUACAAACACACUACAAUGCAGAAAAGAUGCGGCUUAUUUAGGAUCCCAGGCGAGGGUGUGACAGAGGCGGUGCUGAACCAAGUCUGUCUAACUGGAAAGUCUGCACUGUCGAACACGGGCCCCAGUGGCCUCUGAGGGACAGGGGUGGCUCCCCAGGAAUGGGCUGGUGGGAGCUCCCUGGCCUCCACCCUUGCUCUGCCCCCACUCUGCAGCAGCCAGAAGCCUCUCCGAGCGCCAGACAGGCUCCAGACUGACCCUGACCCCGCGGCGGCCUUCUCCACAGAGCCGGCCCUUCCCAGGGCGGCUUACGCCUUGUGUGUCUGGGGCCAUCCGCAGACCUUCCCUUCUCGUGCCCGAGGGGGUUCGGUGCUGUGGCGGGGAGCACCUUAGCCCCCCGGUCUGCACUCCGCGGCGGUCCGGGCGAAUGGCACCAUGUGGGGGGCCCCGAACGGCUGCCUGCCCUCCUGGCAGCCUUUGCUGAGGGUCUGCUCGGGGCCCUGCCCGGGGCUCUGUCACUUCGGCGCUCAGGUCCGAGGGGGCGGCGUCCCCGGAGACCCGGCUGCAGGGGGAGACCCGGGCCCUAGAGACGGGGUCCGGACCCUGCCCGGGGACGCUGGAGCUGGACACCAAGGGAUGCUGGCGCAGAUGAUAUUAACCGUUUUCUUGAGCAACAAUGAACAGAUUUUAACAGAAGUUCCUAUAACACCGGAAACAACCUGUCGAGAUGUUGUAGAAUUUUGCAAGGAACCUGGAGAAGGCAGCUGCCAUUUAGCUGAAGUGUGGAGGGGAAAUGAACGUCCUAUACCCUUUGAUCAUAUGAUGUAUGAACAUCUUCAGAAAUGGGGGCCACGGAGGGAAGAAGUGAAAUUUUUCCUUCGACAUGAGGACUCCCCAGCUGAAAGCAGUGAACAAGGUGGCCGUCAGACCCAAGAGCAACGAACUCAGAGAAAUGUAAUAAAUGUACCUGGAGAAAAACGCACCGAAAAUGGGGUUGGGAAUCCACGUGUUGAACUUACCCUCUCAGAGCUCCAAGAUAUGGCAGCUAGGCAACAGCAGCAGAUUGAAAAUCAGCAGCAGAUGUUGGUUGCCAAGGAACAGCGUUUACAUUUUCUAAAGCAACAGGAGCGCCGUCAGCAGCAGUCUAUUUCUGAAAAUGAAAAGCUUCAGAAAUUGAAAGAACGAGUUGAAGCCCAGGAGAACAAGCUGAAGAAAAUUCGUGCCAUGAGAGGACAAGUUGACUACAGCAAAAUCAUGAACGGCAAUCUGUCUGCUGAAAUAGAAAGGUUCAGUGCCAUGUUCCAGGAAAAGAAGCAGGAAGUACAGACUGCAAUUUUAAGGGUUGAUCAGCUUAGUCAGCAAUUGGAAGAUUUAAAGAAAGGAAAACUGAAUGGGUUCCAGUCUUACAAUGGCAAAUUGACAGGACCAGCAGCAGUGGAGUUAAAAAGACUGUACCAAGAACUACAGAUUCGUAACCAGCUUAACCAGGAACAAAAUUCAAAACUUCAGCAGCAGAAGGAACUCUUAAAUAAGCGCAACAUGGAGGUGGCCAUGAUGGACAAGCGAAUCAGUGAACUGCGUGAACGUCUCUAUGGGAAAAAAAUUCAGCUGAACCGUGUGAAUGGCACGUCAUCACCACAGUCACCUCUGAGCACAUCUGGCAGGGUCGCUGCUGUGGGGCCUUACAUCCAGGUUCCCAGUGCUGGAAGCUUUCCUGUCCUGGGGGACCCCAUAAAGCCCCAGUCUCUCAGUAUUGCCUCAAAUGCUGUUCAUGGAAGAUCCAAAUCCGAUGGCCACAGUAAACCCAGAGUGACCAGCUCAUGGACAGUGUCAGACCUCGACGUCGGGCCUGACUGCAGCUCCUCGAGACCCUCUACAAGCCCAUUUGUAAACCCUAAUGAUGGAAACUGGCCAACAUUAAAACAGAAUUCUAGCUCUUCAGUGAAACCAGUGCAGGUGGCCAGCACAGACUGGAAGGACACGAGCGUGGAGGGGUCUGUCAAGCAGGGCACCGUCUCCAGCCAGCCUGUGCCCUUCUCAGCACUGGGAGCCACGGAGAAGCCGGGCAUCGAGCUUGGUAAAGGGCCACCUCCCAUCCCAGGUGUAGGCAAGCAGCCGCCUCCAAGCUAUGGGACAUAUCCCAGUCCUACGCCUCUGGGUCCCGGGUCGACAAGCUCCCUGGAAAGGAGGAAGGAAGGCAGCUUGCCCAGGCCCAGCGCAGGCCUGCCAAGUCGACAGAGGCCAACCCUGCUGCCCUCCACAGGCAGCGCCCCCCAGCCGGGCUCCUCACAACAGAUUCAGCAGAGGAUUUCCGUACCACCAAGCCCCACGUACCCACCCGUGGGACCACCUGCAUUUCCAGCUGGGGACAGCAAGCCUGAACUCCCACUGACAGUGGCCAUUAGGCCCUUCCUGGCCGAUAAAGGGUCAAGGCCACAGUCUCCCAGGAAAGGCCCCCAGACAGUGAAUUCAAGUUCCAUAUACUCCAUGUACCUCCAGCAAGCCACGCCACCUAAGAAUUACCAGCCGGCAGCACACAGCGCCUUAAAUAAGUCAGUGAAAGCAGUGUACGGUAAGCCUGUUUUACCUUCGGGUUCAACGUCUCCAUCGCCACUGCCGUUUCUUCACGGGUCACUGUCCACGGGCACGGCACAGCCUCAGCCACCUUCAGAAAGUGCUGAGAAAGAGCCCGAGCAGGACGGCCCCACCGGCCCUGCAGAUGGUGGCACUGUGGAGAGCCUGCCACGGCCACUCAGCCCUACCAAGCUCACGCCCAUUGUGCAUUCACCACUGCGCUACCAGAGUGACGCAGACCUGGAGGCUCUCCGCAGGAAGCUGGCCAACGCGCCCCGGCCCCUGAAGAAGCGAAGCUCCAUCACAGAGCCCGAGGGCCCUGGCGGGCCCAACAUCCAGAAGCUGCUGUACCAGCGCUUCAACACCCUGGCCGGUGGCAUGGAGGGUACCCCUUUCUACCAGCCCAGCCCCUCCCAGGACUUCAUGGGCACCUUGGCCGAUGUGGACAAUGGAAACACCAAUGCCAAUGGAAACCUGGAGGAGUCCACCCCUGCCCAGCCCACAGUCCCGCUCCAUGAUGAGCCCGCCCCGUCGUCAGAUGCCAAUGACAAUGAGUUACCUUCCCCCGAACCAGAGGAGCUGAUCUGUCCCCAAACCACCCACCAAACUGCCGAGCCGGCGGAGGACAAUAACAACAAUGUGGCCACGGUCCCCUCCACAGAGCAGAUCCCGAGUCCUGUGGCUGAGGCCCCGUCUCCAGGGGAAGAGCCGGUCCCUCCAGCACCUCUUCCCCCCACCAGUCACCCUCCCGCCACCUCCACGAGCAAGCGGACCAACUUGAAGAAGCCCAACUCAGAGCGGACAGGGCACGGGCUGAGAGUCCGGUUUAACCCUCUGGCACUACUCCUAGACGCAUCCCUGGAAGGAGAGUUUGAUCUGGUGCAGAGGAUCAUCUAUGAGGUGGAAGAUCCCAGCAAGCCCAACGAUGAAGGGAUCACGCCGCUACACAAUGCCGUCUGUGCCGGCCACCAUCACAUCGUGAAGUUCCUGCUGGACUUUGGCGUCAACGUGAAUGCUGCUGAUAGUGAUGGAUGGACGCCGCUGCACUGCGCUGCCUCUUGUAACAGCGUUCACCUCUGCAAGCAGCUGGUGGAGAGUGGUGCCGCCAUUUUUGCCUCAACCAUAAGCGACAUUGAAACUGCUGCAGACAAGUGUGAGGAGAUGGAGGAAGGCUACAUCCAGUGCUCCCAGUUUCUAUACGGGGUACAGGAGAAGCUGGGUGUGAUGAACAAAGGUGUGGUGUAUGCUCUGUGGGACUACGAGGCCCAGAACAGUGAUGAGCUGUCCUUCCAUGAAGGGGACGCCCUCACCAUCCUGAGGCGCAAGGACGAAAGCGAGACUGAGUGGUGGUGGGCACGCCUUGGAGAACGGGAGGGCUAUGUGCCCAAAAACCUGCUGGGGCUGUAUCCACGCAUCAAACCCCGACAGCGCACGCUCGCCUGAACUUCCUUUUGGAGCACUGCGUGGUCUUGCCAGCUACCAGGAGCCACUGAAGAGAUUAUUCUGCUGUUUUCCCAGGAAAGCUGAAGCUAGGAAAUGGUCUUAAUGGUGCUCACUUUAGCAGACAGCGUCCACAAUGUGAAUCCUGCAGUUUCUAGGUGAGGCCCUUUCUCCAGUUUGCCCAUAAGUGGGAGAGGUACUUUUGCCUCCAAGGACUGAAUUUUGCCAAUUACUGUAAAUCCAAAUAAAUACCCGCUUUCCAAACACCCACCCCUCUUGCCAAUAAGUCCUAUAAUUAACCCAUGGUUGGUUGCCAGUGAAGACAAGUUCUGACUGACUUGGCCCCAAGGCUGUCAUCCUCCAGCAGUGAACGCUGUCUGCUGCUGUGGGGCCCGCUCCCCUGCGACAGCCCCGCCUCCUGUCCCAAAUCGGAGACUCAUCCUCCCCACACAUGAUCCUUCUUCCCUUCAUCACCAAAGGAGCCUCUGUAUGGAAACUUCUGUCCAGUGUGCUGCCCAAUGUGUAUGCCUCCCAGCAACCACCCUGCUUGGCCGCCUUGGGGGGUUCUGCUUCCUUUUCCAGGUGCUGCUCUAGUUCACCUAAAGGCUGAUUGUGCAGGCCCGGUGCUGUGGCUGGACUGCUGUGCCAUGGGCACCAGGGCCCCCCCAAGACCAGGUGACAGUCAGGAGCACCUCAGCAUGGACUCUUCUCCCUGAUCUCACAGCCUCUCAUGCUGCUUAGUGUGAUUCUGACCCUCGCAAGCUCGAAUUCCAGUUCUUUGAAUGCAGUCAGGCGCUGGAGGCCAUGGCAGUGGAGGGCAGUGGGGGUUGGGAGCUGGACUGGUGUGAGGGCAGAGCAGGGCCAGGUGGACGGGGAUGUUUGGUGCCUGGUGUCAGGAGGCGCCGCCACCGAGAGGGAGCAGCUAGGGCAGAGGAGCUGGAGGCAGGGGCCACCCCUCUGCUGCUGGUCUCCCUGCCCAGGCUGCUGUCAGGCCAUCACCUUUGUCUGAGGCCCAGCCUCAAGGCAAGGAGGGUGCGCUUCACUGAGGUGUGAAUUGUACGUACAGGCUUUUUAUAUACCAAAAGUAUUUUUUGACUAGACCAUUCAAAGCUCCCCGAACUAUGUUGGAAAUUUUUUUUCCUCAUUAAACUACAGGCCCUUAGGCUCUAUUUUCAUGUAUGAGUCUUGUGUGUAAUUUAUGUAUAGAUGUGUGUAGUGUCACUGAGGCAGCACUGUAGCCCAUCACCUUGGAGCAUUGACUGACUGUACAUAGUGUGGUGAAGAAAAGUGAACUCCAUUGUGGAGCAGCCUGGCCACUGCCAGCACGACACUGCUGACGCUGUGUAAAUGUGCACAAUAAACCCGUCUCACCC
Messenger RNA from Sapajus apella (tufted capuchin), 5427 nucleotides. RefSeq names its product protein phosphatase 1 regulatory subunit 13B (gene PPP1R13B). The record is from RefSeq and is a predicted model, not a curated record. The transcript has 18 exons. Lineage: Eukaryota; Metazoa; Chordata; Mammalia; Primates; Cebidae. Gene Ontology annotation, biological process: apoptotic process; regulation of apoptotic process; negative regulation of cell cycle. Gene Ontology annotation, molecular function: p53 binding; transcription factor binding. Bases 476 to 4057 code for a protein of 1193 amino acids. Gene Ontology annotation, cellular component: nucleus.